CAAACUUUCUAAGAAAUGUUUGCUUUCUUUCUUCCUCGCUCCUCUAGAGAGAGAAUAAACAAGUAUGCCCACCAUUGUCCCAUCCCAGCAGAGGUCCCCAAGGUGGGGUGUGUUUGUAUGUGUAAGCAACCCAAUAAAACCCAGCAGCAUGGAUGCAGCAAAAGAAGAGAGAAAUAUUUCCUCAAGUCUUUUUGAUUCUCUGAGGGAAAAGCAACAGGGGAGGGAAGAGAGGAGAUGACAGGUUGACAUGGCUGGUUUUACAUGCCUUGUGUGUGUACCCUGCUCUUGCAAUCCUUACCCAGCUGUCCUCACAAACUCAGCUGUGUCACCGAAGCAAACAACAAACCAAAUGUCGACACCAUUCAUUAUGUGUCUAAAGGCAGGACAAAAAAUUCUUAAAAUGCAAAGUUUUUGACUCCAUUCUCUGAAGUUUGGUAUAUAGAUACCCUAUUACUCCGAUGUCUUUUUACAAAUAAAACUUGAAUUUGAUUAUUUCACUGGAAUAUUCCAUCUAGUUCUUAAAGACAGUCAAGAUUUUAUUUCUAUCAAGUUUUCUCCAUAUGUUAUUGGGGUAGUGAUUUAUAAUUCUGGUUUUGAAAUAUCUUCUAAUAUCUCUGGUUAUCUCAGAAGAUGCCAAAAAGUUUUCGAAAAGUCCUCCAAGAAAAAUGUUGAAACAUCUCUAGAGGGCUGUUAAAAUAAUUCCUCUAUUUUUCUCCUUCCAGAAUCGCACCAUGCCAAACUACAAACUCACUUAUUUUAAUAUGAGGGGGAGAGCAGAAAUUAUUCGUUAUAUAUUUGCAUAUUUGGACAUAAAGUAUGAAGACCACAGAAUAGAACAAUCUGAUUGGCCUGAAAUCAAGUCAACUCUUCCAUUUGGGAAAAUUCCCAUUUUGGAAGUCGAUGGAUUGAACCUUCACCAGAGCCUAGCAAUAGCAAGAUAUCUGACCAAAAAUACAGAUUUGGCUGGAAAAACAGAAGUGCAACAAUGUCAAGUUGAUGCAGUCGUGGACACAUUGGAUGAUUUCAUGUCUCGUUUUCCUUGGGCAGAGAGAAAACAAGAUAUAAAAGAUCAGAUGUUUAAGGAGCUACUCACAUGUGAUGCAUCUCAUCUUCUGCAAGAUUUAGACACAUACUUAGGGGAAAAAGAGUGGUUUAUUGGUAACUCUGUAACUUGGGCAGAUUUCUACUGGGAAAUUUGCAGUACCACACUUUUGGUCUUUAAACCUGAUUUGUUGGACAAACAUCCCAGGCUGGUGACAUUACGUAAGAAAGUCCAAAGCAUUCCUGCCAUAGCCAACUGGAUAAUGAGAAGGCCCCAAACCAAACUCUAGGUGAUGCCUGCUGCCUCCAAACUUCAUUAUUCUUCACAGCAUCACUCUCAUCAGAUACGAAGCUACAUCAGCGUGCUGCAUAACCUGCACACUCCCCUCCCCAGCUCCAUCAAGACUUUCACUUCUGCCAUAUUCUGCUUAUCAAAAAAAAAGGAAAAAAGGUGCUGGGGGAGAAAAGGGUUUUGUUUCCAGUAUCCUUUUUAUUCAGAGUAGCUUCACCUUAUUUAUAACUGAAGAAAAAUAGUUUCAAAUACAGGCAGGCUUCGCUUUGCACUAGUUCUGACAUG
This is a messenger RNA of Aethalodelphis obliquidens (Pacific white-sided dolphin), 1618 nucleotides long. It is a transcript of the gene HPGDS, whose product is annotated as hematopoietic prostaglandin D synthase. The transcript is spliced from 5 exons. Gene Ontology annotation, molecular function: glutathione transferase activity. Lineage: Eukaryota; Metazoa; Chordata; Mammalia; Artiodactyla; Delphinidae. Gene Ontology annotation, biological process: glutathione metabolic process. Bases 732 to 1331 code for a protein of 199 amino acids. The record is from RefSeq and is a predicted model, not a curated record.